CUGCACUCAUCCUUCGAAAAUGGAGCUUCUAACAUUUGUUCUUCUCGGCAUUCUAGCAGUGACCCAAACUGUUUCGGCUCAAAACUGUGGUUGUGCACCAGACCAGUGUUGCAGCCAAUAUGGUUAUUGCGGUCGUGGCAAAGACUAUUGUGGCACCGGAUGCAAAGAAGGCCCUUGUUUCUCUAAAUCUCCCACCGCCACCGGUGUUUCAGUUGCCACCGUUGUUUCACCCAAAUUCUUCGACAGCAUAAUCAACCAAGCUCCUGCAAAUUGUGUCGGGAAGAGAUUCUACACGCGACAAGCUUUCCUGACUGCGCUCAAUUCAUUUCCUGGUUUCGGAAAACUGGGUUCUGAUGUGGAGUCCAAGCGCGAGAUUGCUGCCUUUUUCGCCCAUGCCACCCAUGAGACCGAAUACUUCUGCUUUAUCGAAGAGAAAACAAAGACAAAUAAAUACUGUGAAAUAAAUUCAGAGUUUCCAUGUGCUCAAGAGAAGUUCUACUAUGGACGAGGACCGAUUCAGCUUACAGGGAACAUUAACUACGGGAAAGCAGGGAAUGCUCUCAAGCUGAACUUAUUGAAAAACCCUGAAAUAGUGGCCAAAGACCCUGUUGUCUCGUUUAAGGCUUCGUUAUGGUACUGGAUGAACGCGGUUCGUCCAGUCAUCGGCCAAGGGUUCGGAGCCACGAUCAAAGCCAUCAAUGGCCCACUUGAAUGUGGGGCUGGUGGACAAGCACAACAGAGGGUUCGACGUCGAAUUCGGUUUUACACCGAUUAUUGUAAAAGAUUCGGUGUCGAUCCUGGACCCAAUCUGUCUUGUUAGAGUUUUUGAGUUACUUUCAGCUUUACGUAGGGGAAAUAGAAGGCUACAGAUCCUGUUGUUGUAGCUUUUGAAUAAAUUUACUACUACAAGGUUUCUUUUAAGAGACCUGCUAAAGAAUAAAGGGAAACUUAUGCACUUUUUAACAUUU
Molecule: messenger RNA, 968 nt
Organism: Hibiscus syriacus
Lineage: Eukaryota; Viridiplantae; Streptophyta; Magnoliopsida; Malvales; Malvaceae
Product: endochitinase EP3-like
Exons: 2
Coding region: 20-820 (266 amino acids)
Biological process (GO): chitin catabolic process; carbohydrate metabolic process; cell wall macromolecule catabolic process
Molecular function (GO): chitinase activity; chitin binding
Source: RefSeq, a predicted model, not a curated record